This is a messenger RNA of Pecten maximus, 1489 nucleotides long. Its product is annotated as endothelial zinc finger protein induced by tumor necrosis factor alpha-like. Lineage: Eukaryota; Metazoa; Mollusca; Bivalvia; Pectinida; Pectinidae. The coding region runs from base 38 to 535 and encodes 165 amino acids. The transcript has 2 exons. Gene Ontology annotation, cellular component: nucleus. The record is from RefSeq and is a predicted model, not a curated record.
CGGCGCGCCGCAAUCGGAGGGAGUGUGAAACGUAAACAUGACGGAAGCUACGAUGAAUGUCUUUAACCCGGUCAAGGAGAAGGAUAUUGAGAGUUUGAUGGGUGCUGCUGAUCAAGGUUUUAGCUGCAUUAAAGAUGACAGGGAAGAGCACGAAUCAUUCAGUACUGAAAUGCAGUCCAUGGAUAUAUCAAGGUACUCUGAUCUCGAAUUAUUGCAGGAAGAUGUAAAAAGUUUGUGUUGUGGGGUAUGUGAAAAGUCAUUUACUACCAGGUACAAUUUGAAGAGGCAUCUGAGAAUUCAUUCAGGAGAUGGAUUUGUCCAAUGCGAUAUGUGUGAGCAAAUAUUCAGAGACAGUAACAAGCUAAAAUGCCACAGAGAGGAGGUUCAUUUUGGGAUCAGGUAUGAUUGCCCUAGUUGCCGCUCAUCAUUUUCCAGGAAAUCGCUCCUCAGAAAACACAUGAAAACACAUACUGGAGAAGCAGAUUUUAUGUGCCAUAUUUGCGGGAAAUGUUACUAUGAAAAAAAUCAGUUUUGAGGCCCAUGUCAACAAACAUGAUAAUGCAACACCAUACCAGUGUACCAAAUGUGGUGAAGGCUUUGCCAGUGACAGUUGGCAAAGGAGACAUCAGAAAACCUGUGGUGUGAAGCUUAAGGAGUUAAGAUACGUAUGUGCGGAAUGUGGACGACAGUUUAAAGUCGCGAGAUAUCUUAAAGAACACAUGAACUGUCAUACAGAAGAAAAGAGCUAUCCGUGCGACGCUUGUGGCAAAGUUUUCUUUUUUCGGCCAUCGCUCAGGAAACACAAGUUUAGACAUUACUAGAUUGAAAAUAUACUGGUUAAGCAACUAAUGGACAUUCUUGAGCAUUCCAGAAUUUGGAUAAUUUCGCUAAUUAUAUAUGAUUUUCUUUUAACUUUGCAGAAAACAUAACAAUACUUCUUUGGUUCAGUUUUAGUAAUCUGUUUGAAUUGAAAAUGAUACUGCUUCAUGAAAUUACUGGUACUUUUGUUCAACACAUGUUGAUACUACAUAGUACUAUAAGUAUGCCCAUUUAAAAAAAAUAGUUUUUGAAUACUCCAAAUGCCUAAUCUUGAUGUUGAUGGUUUAUUGAUUUUGAAGUUGAAUAUUUUAACAAGUUGAAUGUAAAAUUUUCACAUCGUGUUAUACCUUAUAUAAAUUUUAUGCAUCAUCAUGAAGUUACAGAUUUAUAUCAUGAUAUAGUAAAUAAAGUAAUGAACUUACAUAUUUAUAACAUGAUAUAUAUAAUAUAAAGAAAGUAUAAUUUAUUGUCACACAUGUACAAGUAUCAUGUAACCGUAUAUGUGUAAUGUAAUUCGUAUAGAGAAAGUUAACCACAUAAUUUUCUAAAAUAUAGUUGCAAAAACCGGCAAACCUUUACCAUUAGGGUAUAUAUAGUGGUAUGUGCAUCUAAUUUCAUAUUAUAUAAAACAUAACAGUGACGUCCAAGUUACACAAUUACUAUUUAUGAC